This is a messenger RNA of Papaver somniferum (opium poppy), 657 nucleotides long. Its product is annotated as pentatricopeptide repeat-containing protein At3g22470, mitochondrial-like. Gene Ontology annotation, molecular function: protein binding. The record is from RefSeq and is a predicted model, not a curated record. The coding region runs from base 1 to 657 and encodes 218 amino acids. The transcript has a single exon. NCBI's taxonomy places the organism in Eukaryota, Viridiplantae, Streptophyta, Magnoliopsida, Ranunculales, Papaveraceae.
AUGGUUAGUCGAGGAAUCUCUGCUGAUGUAACGACAUAUAGUUGUAUGAUUCAUGGUCAUUGCCUACAUGGUCAGUGGGAAGAAGCAAGAAGAUACUUUGAUGAAAUGAUGGAUCGGAGGAUUUUACCCGAUGUAAUAACCUUCGGUAUAUUAAUAGAUUCACAUUGUAAAGAUGGGAUGACGGAAGAUGCUUGGGGGUUAUUUGAACUGAUGGACAAGUUAAACAUAAAACCUAAUCAGAUUACUUAUGGUUCAAUGAUGGAUGGUCUGUGUUUAACAGGUCGGCUGCAAGAUGCGGUGGAACUGUUUAACUCGAUGGUAGAUAGGGGCCUUGCACCGAAUGUUAUCACUUGUAGCAUAUUAAUUGAUGGGUAUUGCAAGAAUCGCAAGUUGGAUGAAGCUUUCCAGCUAUUCAAGAAAAUGAAACGAAAUGGAUUGACACCCACAACAGUUACUUACAAAUUACUAUUAGCGGGACUGUACCGAGAUGGAAGAAUGAAGACUGCAAAAAAUUUGUUGAUUGAGAUGCAAACUCUUGGUCAAUUUCCAGAUGAGGUUACAUACGGUACCAUUUUGAAUGGUCUCUGCAAGAAUGGAAAAGUUGACAAAGCAGUAGAACUGUUUAAUGAAAUACCAAAAAAAAGGAUUAGCACCUAA